GCCAUCGACAGGAACAUCGGCAGGAUACACGACGAAAUACCAGGAGGACAGUGCCCAUCUCCACUGGUCGCCAUGGCAGCACAGCUCUUCAGCAUGAAGUCCGCUCUAACUUCCAGACUAACGCGACAUGUCGGCAUUGCUCAUUGCUAUAGUUCUAUAGCCAUCGCUCCGCAUAUCAUGGCCUCCCCGUUGUACCUCCUCGCACAAAACAAGACUGCUGCGUCGUGGCCCGAAUGGGUGCCUGCAUCUUGUGCAGCGUAUACCACGAGACCACUACCAUCCUGCACACUUCAAGACCAGUGUGGGCGCUCAGCAGAUUGUUCGCUAGGUAUUUCCGAUCGUGUCAUGAUGACAAUCGCUAUGGAGCCGGGUGAAGCCAUUAUGUUUGUUGAACUUCAGACUGCCGGAAGCGGUAGGUGAGAGCAAAAGUCUUUGUUUCUGCAAACCAUCUUUCUCUUUUGCUUUGAAACUUCCUGCUCCAUCUACAGCAACGUCU
Sphaerulina musiva SO2202 is the source of this 496-nucleotide messenger RNA. RefSeq lists its product as uncharacterized. The coding region runs from base 73 to 420 and encodes 115 amino acids. The transcript has a single exon. The record is from RefSeq and is a predicted model, not a curated record. NCBI's taxonomy places the organism in Eukaryota, Fungi, Ascomycota, Dothideomycetes, Mycosphaerellales, Mycosphaerellaceae.